This is a messenger RNA of Colletotrichum aenigma, 1695 nucleotides long. It is a transcript of the gene cactin, whose product is annotated as Cactin. Gene Ontology annotation, molecular function: protein binding. Gene Ontology annotation, cellular component: cytoplasm; spliceosomal complex. The record is from RefSeq and is a predicted model, not a curated record. Lineage: Eukaryota; Fungi; Ascomycota; Sordariomycetes; Glomerellales; Glomerellaceae. Gene Ontology annotation, biological process: mRNA cis splicing, via spliceosome. The transcript has a single exon. The coding region runs from base 1 to 1695 and encodes 564 amino acids.
AUGGACCCGGGUCGCAGAGCUAUGAUUAACUCUGGGCGCAGAUCCCCCAGUCGCAGAGACCGUGAACGCGAAAGAAGCAUCGCCUCCCCCCGGCGCGACUCCAACAAUCGCAUCUCAAAGCCCUCCAAUCCUCCCCCGUCUUCGAGGUCACGUCAGAAUAACAACAACAACACGAGCUCGAGCUACAUGACCCAGGACGAGCAGUCCCGCCAGUUUGUAGCCGACGAAGACAAGUUCGUCUUGAAACAGGCCAAGAAGAAGGCAGACAUUCGGGUUCGGGAAGGCCGUGCCAAGCCAAUUGAUCUCCUCGCAUUCAAUCUGCGCUUUAUCGAUACCGAUCGCGACGUAUUCGACGACGACGAUGCCGACCUGCAUCUCAGCGUCCCCUCUCCAGAGGACGUCUUGCAGGGCCUCGACGAAUCACAGCUGAAAGAGCUGGAUUCUGACAUGACGUCCUACCACACCCUCGAGACCAACGGCCGUAACCGCGAAUAUUGGAAGUCGUUGCAAACAAUCUGUGCAGACAGGCGGCAGAAACUGAAACCCCAGGGCCCAGACGCUCGGGUCGUCAGCACAGUGUCAGACGACGUCGACAAGAUCCUGCGCCCCAAGACCUACGAGCAGCUUGAGGCCCUCGAGUCCCAGAUCAAGGCAAAGCUUCGCUCCAACGACGACAUCGAUGUCGACUACUGGGAGCAGCUUCUGCGCAGCCUGCUUGUCUGGAAGGCCAAGGCGAAGCUCAGGAAGGUGUGCGAGGCAAUCAGCGAGAGCAAGGCCGACAUGCUCAAGCUGCAGGAUCCUGACAAGGCAAAGGCUCUGGGGCAGCAGGCCCUGCAAGCCGAGUCUAUUUCCGGACCUGCAGCAGUCAGGAACAUGUCAUCUGAGCCUGUUAGGGCCGAAACAAAGGCAGUGUCUGUUUCAUCAGCACUCCAGGGUGGCGCGCCACCAGGAACGGCUCGCUUUGCGCAGACCGGCAACGAAGACUUCUCCCAGGCUACCAAGGCUCUCUAUGACCGCGAGGUCGCUCGUGGCAUCGGCGAAGACGAAGAGAUUUUCACGGCCGAGGAGACUGUGCCGAGUGGCUCGAAGCCCCAGUGGGCAGACAAGCACCGGCCGAGAAAGCCCAAGUACUUCAACCGUGUUCAGAUGGGCUACGAAUGGAACAAGUACAACCAGACUCAUUACGACCACGACAACCCGCCGCCCAAGGUCGUUCAGGGCUACAAGUUCAACAUCUUCUACCCUGAGCUGAUCGACAAGACCAAGGCACCCACCUUCAAGAUUAUUCGAGAACACGGCCGGAAAAGGGGAGAGUCCUUUGCAGCUGCAGGGGAGGAGGACACGUGCCUCAUCCGUUUCAUUGCGGGACCUCCGUACGAAGACAUUGCAUUCCGAAUCGUGGACAGAGAGUGGGAUUACAGUGCAAAGAAGGAUCGCGGCUUCAAGAGCUCUUUCGACAAGGUGAGUGUUGUGGCGUUCCCUACACUGUCUACACGUGGUGUCCCAGGCGCCCUUUCACUCCUGGCGGAGUCGUCUUGCAUAUGCGAGAGAGCCACAAGGGGGGAUGAGGAAGGGGAGAAGGGGGAGGGGAUGCUGCCAAAGAGCGCCCGCAGGACGGCGUUUCUUUUUCCAACUCCUCUUCUUUCCCUUCUAGCCCCCAACCUCCAUGCAGUUGGAGGAACCGACCCUCCUUGA